Molecule: messenger RNA, 522 nt
Organism: Lactuca saligna
Lineage: Eukaryota; Viridiplantae; Streptophyta; Magnoliopsida; Asterales; Asteraceae
Source: the annotation of a GenBank genome assembly
AUGCAGAACAGUACAAGUGAACCACAACAACAUGAAGAGGUUGAAAUGACUCUAAUUGAGAUGGAUACUACUCAAAAUGAUAUGCAAGUUUCUCCUACUGAUGUUGAAUCUAGUAGUGCAGGGGAUUUUAGUCAUUAUAUGCAAUUUACUCCACCUAGAUGUUAUGAAAGUGAUGAGGGUGUUAUGGGUGAGGAAGCUGAUGUGGUUGAGGAAGUUGUUGUGGUUGAGCGAGCUGUUCAAGAUGAGGAGGAUGAGAAGGUUGAUCCUGUUAUCCAAGUUGAUAAUGUAAAUGUUCAGGAGGUUGAUAAGGUUAAUCCUAAUGCCCAAGUUGAUAAUGGUAAUGUUCAGGAGGUUGCUCCUGUAAGUCAAGUUCAACAGGUUAGUGUUAGGCCAAUUUCAGAAAUUUUGAAGAGGAUAAGGAGAAGAAAGUCAGAGAGAAUAUUGAAGCUGAAAUUAGGCAAAACAAUUGGUGGUGUUGAUGAUCCAGGAAAUUCGAAGGGAAAAGCUCUUGUAAUUGAUUAG